Messenger RNA from Gasterosteus aculeatus aculeatus (three-spined stickleback), 1572 nucleotides. NCBI's taxonomy places the organism in Eukaryota, Metazoa, Chordata, Actinopteri, Perciformes, Gasterosteidae. The record is from RefSeq and is a predicted model, not a curated record.
GUCUCUCAUCUUGUUUUCCCGCCUCCAGACACGAUGGAGUGGGCGUGGCAGCUGGCCCUCGUCGCCCUGGCAACCGCUUGCGCGGUCCCCUGCCACGCUAAGAACAAAGAGUUCCCCUCCGACACGCUGAUCAACAACGUGGUGACGGACCCCCGCUCGGGCCGCCUGUACGUGGGCGCCGUCAACCGCCUCUACCAGCUGAGCGCCGACCUGCAGGUGGAGUCCCGCACGGAGACGGGCCCCAAGAGGGACAACAAGCAGUGCACGCCGCCCGUCACGGACGCCUGCGAGGAGGCCGUGGACACCGACAACCACAACAAGCUGCUGCUGGUGCAGGAGGCCACGGACGUGCUGGUGGUCUGCGGCAGCGUCUUCCGGGGCAUCUGCUCGCUGAGGAACCUGAGCGCCGCCGAGCAGCUGCUGUACUUCAGCGACAGCAAAGGGGAGAAGUCGUACGUGGCGACCGCCGAGGAGGGCGUCUCCGUGGUGGGGGUGACGUCCUACUUCACCAAGGACACCAAGAACUUCACCGUCUUCCUGGUCGGCAAAGGCUACGGCAGCCACGACAGCACCAAGCUCAUCUCCACCCGCAUCCUCCAGGACUACGGCGACUGGGUGGUGUUCGACAGCAUCAUCGAGGCCUCGGCGGUGCAGGCCAACCCCUUCGUCCUGCGCUACCUCCACGACUUCCGCUUCGCCUUCAAGGACGGCGGCUUCGUGUACUUUCUGUUCUCGCGGACGCUCGGCGUCCAGGACACCAAGAACUUCACCUUCGUGUCCAGGAUGUGCGAGGACGACCAGGGUUACUACUCGUACACGGAGCUGCAGCUCAACUGCAGCAGCACCAACAAGUACAACAAAGCUCAGGCCGCCUACGUGGCGACGCCGGGCGAGGUUCUGGCUCGGAACAUGACCGAGUCGGGCCGGUACGGAUCGGUGUCGGCCUCCGACAAGGUGCUCUUCGUCACCUUCACUUCUGAUGAAGACCCGUCCACGUCAGCCCUGUGCAUGUACCCUCUCGUCUCCAUCAACGAGAGGCUGGUGAGGAUCAUAAAAGCCUGUUACAGCGACGAGGGCAACAUCGACGAGAAGUCCGCCGUCUACUCGCCGUACUCCUCCAAGUCCGAGGAGCUGUGCAAGAACAAGAACCCCAACAACAUGGCCAUCAACAACAGGUGUGGAGCCGAGUACCUGCCCUCGCCGCUGGCCAGCAAGGCCGAGUUCGCCCUCACCGCCGAGCCCCUGUUGGCCCGCGAGGGCCACAUGACCGCCGUGGCCGUGGCGGUGGAGAACGGGCACGCGGUGGCGUUCCUGGGCACCGCCAACGGAGAGGUCUUGAAGGUGCACCUGUCGGGCCACGCGGAGGUGUACGGGCAGGCGCAGGGCGACGUCACGGGAGAAAAGGUCAACAAGAACCUGCUGUUCGAUCCCCGCCUGCAGCACCUGUACGUCACCACGGAGAAGAAGAUCACCAAGGUUCCCGUCCAGGCCUGCCACCUGAAGACGGACUGCGAGUCCUGCGUCUCCAUGAAGGAUCCGUACUGUGGCUGGUGUGUCCUCGAGGGAAAGUGA